Messenger RNA from Ambispora leptoticha, 2367 nucleotides. NCBI's taxonomy places the organism in Eukaryota, Fungi, Glomeromycota, Glomeromycetes, Archaeosporales, Ambisporaceae. The record is from the annotation of a GenBank genome assembly.
AUGUUCUCCAUCAAUGAAUUACGUCAUGAAUUUCUCCGGGAUAUAGCUUCGAUAUACGAUAAACAGACAAAUAAUUACGAUGUGAAAAUUAUCGUCAGUUCAACUAAAGACGAAAAAAUCUUUAACGCACAUUCGGUCAUUCUUUGUGCUAGAAGUUCCUAUUUUAAUGCAGCUAUAUUAAACGAAGAAACGGAAAAAGAGGAAAAUAAAUACGUUUUACGAAAUUCAGAUAUUCAGCCCAGUAUAUUUGAAUGUAUUUUGAAGUUUCUAUAUACCGGAGAAAUCGACCUCCAAAAAGAAAUACGAAAUAAUGUCAUUGAUUAUCUUUCUUCACUUGCUACAGCUGAGAAAUUGAGACUCGAUUCUCUUCUUGAUUAUAUUCAGCUAUACUUGUUAAACAAUGACCAAACCUAUAUUCAAGAAAACCUCAUAAAGAUUCUUAAUGUUGCACGGCAACACACCUCAUACACUAAACUCCGUAGUUAUUGCGAAUCUAUUUAUCGCGAAAAUCCUCAAGCAAUAUUUGACGCUGGCGAUUUCACUUUAUUGUCCGACAUCAAUUUUACAACCCUUUUAAAACGAAAUGAUUUGAAUUUACCCGAAAUAAAAAUAUGGGAGCGCUUGAUUGAUUGGGGCAAAGCAAACCAUUCUGAACUACAAUCCGAUGUUAGUGUAUGGUCGGAAGGAAAUUUUGAACUUUUGGAGAAAGCAAUUGGACCGCUUCUGAAACACAUACGUUUCUUUUUAUUGUCAUCUAGCGAUUAUUACACUAAUGUACGACCUUAUAAAAAGAUUUUAUCGACAAAAUUGAGACAGGAGUUAAAGGGAUUUUACUAUAUGGAAGGAAAUAAGCUACCUGCAAACUCUUUAGGACUACGAAAUCAUUCUAAUAAUCAGGAUCAAAAUUUAUUCGAUAUAUGGAACGUUCAAUUAAUUGAAUCAGAUAAUUUACAAUUGUCAGGUCAAGCUGUUCCUAUGGCAACUUCCCAGCAGAGUCCGCCCCAAACUCUAUCCUUUCUUCCUUCCUAUCUUCCAAAAGACACCCAGGACCAAUUUCAGCCUCCCUCGUAUGCUCCACAAGAAUUGUCACAAAACAAAUUUCAUGUCCCAUCUUGGAUCAACCUGAAUCAACCUUGUAUUCCUCCCACUGUUCGGCUAAACGAGUAUAAAGAUCCAAUUCCCACCGUUUCUAUGCCAAGCUUGCAUAACAAACUUGACAUUUCUCGUAAGUCUUCGUGGACCACUGAAAAAGAUGUAACAAUGAAUGAUCUUUUGCACAAGAAAACUUGCACCGAAAUCUAUUCACAAUUCUAUGAUUACUUCCGCCGUGAUAUUUUCCCUCCAAGAUGUCACCCCGGUAUCCACGCAGCGGUUGGAGAUCUCUCUGGCUUCAACUGGCAUUUAAACAACGAUUCAAAGGUUUUUAAAGGAAGUCUAUUUUUUUUAGAAUUCGGAGAUUAUUCCAAAAUAGUUCAAAUUCAAAAAAAUCAAAAACCACAAAAAUUUGCUCAUAUGGAAUUAUAUGAAAUUAUUUUAACCUACACUCCUUUUGAGAAAAAAAUAGCUUUUCUUAACAGCUUAUAUAAUUACGGAAAUGGUAUUAGCGUCCAAGAUUCAUCAGAAACUACACCUUUUCAUUCUCUUGUCCUUCAUAAUUUCUACUUUCAUCAAAAUUCGUCUUCGGUUUCGUUGUGUUCACAAAAUUCUGGCAGCUCUUCUCAUCUUAAUGGCAUACCUGAUGAAAUACGAAUUAAUCCAGAGGAUAUAGAAGCUGUUGUAAAAUGGCUGAUUGGUAAAGGUUUUCCUAUCAAUGCAUUAAAUCGCACUGGACAUAGUGCUCUAGGAUUAGCCAUUCGACUUGAAAAUGGUUCAGUUUUGAACAAACAAUUUUUAAAAAUAUCUCCUCGAAAUAAACAAUGGUCACAUGACUUAAUCUUAGCAAUGGUUACAAAUGGCGCCUCGAUUUAUAGCGAUACUGAUUUUAACGAAGAGUCUAAGAGCAUAUACAUUAAGAAAAAAGCACCAGCCUAUCCAAAUCAUCUUUGGCCAGCCGUAAAAUACGGUUUGGAUAUUGGCAUAUUAAGAGCUAUGAUAACCAAUAUCGAGGAUGUUCAAAAGGAAUGGAGUGAGCAAGAAGGUGGCAAAAAAUGCGAUCUUCUCAAAUUUUCAGCGAAAUACGAUCAUUUGGACAUGGUGAUGUAUCUACUUGAAAAUUUCAUCGAGUUCCAUUCAACGGACACCAUUGUAAGAGCGAUCAAGAAGACUCCGCUAGGUAAAACUAGAGAAUAUAUGGAUACCUGGAUAGGAAAAUCAGGGGAAGAGAAACGAAAAAAUUUUCAUUUGAAAUUGCUUGAAAGUCAUUCGUAG